AUGAGCACUGAUAGUCCAGUGGAAGCACCAGUGACCGACACUACCCACGUGCAAGCAAAAAUCCGUGCGGGUCUGGAAAAAAGUCGAGGUGUGAACCUUGGCGGCUGGUUGGUGGCUGAAAACUGGAUGACUGGAGACGCCCCGUUCUGGCAAGAGGUUGGUGACGAAUACGUCGGUUCCGGUGAGUACACGGCCAUCACGAAAGCUGUGAAUCCGGACCUUGUCCGAUCGAAGCUGCGUGACCACCACGCGAACUUCAUUACCGAGUCGGAUAUCCGGCAGAUCGCUGCAGUUGGACUCAAUACAGUUCGAGUGCCAGUCGGGUACUGGAUCGUCGGGUAUGACAACCAGGACCCAGCGAACCAGCGGGAGUGGGAAGUGUACCCGAAAGGAACGAUCCAGUACCUCGACCGCCUCAUUCGUGACUGGGGUGUGAAGCACAAUGUAUCGGUGCUCCUGAGCUUGCACGCUGCUAAGGGGUCGCAGAACGGUGCCGAGCAUUCCUCACCUCCGAGUCACGGUCAGUCGUAUUGGAGUCAGUACUCUGAGAACGUCGACAACUCGAUUGAGGUGGUCAGGGUUCUUGCGGAUCGAUACCUCAAUGACGAAGCGUUCCUCGGAAUCGGGCUCCUGAACGAACCUGGUCCGAGCACGAACGAAAGCGUGCUGUACCAAUACUACCAGGACGCGUAUCAAGCCGUGCGGUCCACAGGAAGUGAUUGUGUGCUGAGCAUUGCACCGACACUGCCGAAGCAAAUUCCAGACGAGAUGGUGGGGUUCAUGACAACCCCUGAGUUUACUAACGUCUGGGUCGAGUGGCACCCGUACUUUGUAUGGGGCUACGAGAACAAGACGGACGAGCACUUGUUGAAUGUGUCGCUAAAGACCGAGUACAAAGGGCGUGUGGAAAAGUGGAACGCCCGGCCGGGGCACAACCCGUUGUUCAUUGGCGAGUGGAGCUUUUCCACGGCUUCCAACAUGCUCCGUCAGAACCCCGACUUCUUUUACACCUUUGCAGAGGAACAGCUCAAGGUGCAUGAAUUGGCAGAAGGAGGCUAUACUUUCUGGUCGUGGAAGGCAAGAGGAGUGAACGAGAGCAUCGACGUGGAAGCCUGGUCGCUACAGAACCUACUGGCGGACGACCGCAUCGGCCAAAUGCUGCGCGGCACGGGUCAGUACAAACGCCAAGACUAG
This is a messenger RNA of Peronospora matthiolae, 1194 nucleotides long. NCBI's taxonomy places the organism in Eukaryota, Oomycota, Peronosporomycetes, Peronosporales, Peronosporaceae. The record is from the annotation of a GenBank genome assembly.